CAAGGGGUUUGCAAUUUACGCAGACUGUUGUCUGUUGGACUGACUCAUGGAGAACAGAUCAAACGCUGGAAGAUUGGACAUCACUUCUACCAUUAUCACCCGCUCCUUCCAACUCCAUCCGCAAAAGAGAGGCUUCAAAGUCCGGACGACAACCUGACAACCGGGCGGAGGCAGCUGGUACCCUCGCCUUUCGCCCUUUACCCUUAAUCUUGCGAUCUCCUGCCCCGCACACUCAAGCUCACCUCUUCCUUUGCCAUAUUCCCCUCCAAGGAAGAAGACUCCUUCCUUCGACAUAGCAACACCUUCUAUCUCUGACCAUCCAUUCGGCAAUAUCUCUCACCGCACGCGCGCGCAACUGCCUCAUCGAAGCAAGGAGCCGCAUCAUGGCUUCCCGACAACAGAGCUCCCAUAUGGCUCAACCCAUGGGCAAAGCGGCGAUGGGCCGUCAGGUCGCCGAGCCCAUCGCCGCCUCCGAGGAGUACAUGAAGUACCUGACUAACCUAAUCCCCUCUACAACGGAACUCAUCAAGGCUGGAUUCGUCGUGACCCCGCUCACAAAGAAGGAGCUUCAGACGAAGGUCAAGUGCAAGAAAUGCAACAAGAAAUGCACCAAAACCGAUCGCCCACCUAGGGACCCCUCACACGCCGGUGACGGCUCCAGCAAUGGCAGCUUCGCGAACGAAACUACCUCUACUGCUUCCAACGCUGGCUCAAGCCACACAGGCCACAAGCGUAGACACAGGAGCCAUGGCAAACCGCAUGAUAAGGGCAAGCAGGGAGACGCUACCUCUACCAACAGCAAGCAAGAGCAGCCCAGGAUUAUCUGCAAGUACCAUCCAGGACGGAUUAAGAACAAGACCUGGACCUGCUGCUCCCUCCACGUUUCUCAACCCCCCUGCUCCGGCGCCCCCACUCACACCCCCCUCACCUACGCUCCCGGCGCCCUCGAAGCCCGUUGGCUUUUCGUGCCAACCCCGCCUCACCCUUCCUCCAACCCUCAGGCCCCUCAGUUCCGCUCCGCCGUCGCCAUCGACUGCGAAAUGGGCACCUCCGCAGACCUCGAAUCCGAACUCAUCCGUUUAUCCCUCAUCGAUUAUUUCUCCGGCCAAAUCCUCAUCGACUCGCUCGUGCGCCCGCUCGUCCCAAUGCAACACAUGAACACGCGGUACUCGGGCGUCACGCGGCAAGAUAUACAGAAUGCGGUGCGCAACGGGACUUGUAUCCUGGGCGGACUGGAGGAGGCUAGAAGGGAGGUGUGGAAGUUUGUGGGACCGGAAACGGUGGUGGUUGGACACUCGGUCAGGAAUGAUUUGGUUUGUUUGAGGUGGAUUCAUACGAGGUGCGUGGAUAGUUUGUUGGUGGAGGAGGGGGUGAGGAAAGAAGUGAAGAGGAGGGAGGAGGUAGAGUGGGAGGAGAAGAUGGAUGGGGAGAUUUCGAGGAUGUUGGUGAUGGCUGCGACGAAACAUGGUAAGAAUAAAUCGGAGUUCCUGGAUGACGAGGAGGAGAAGAUCAAUAAGAAGGAAGAAGAGGAGAAGAAGAAGAGGGAGAGGAGAUCACGGGAGGGGAUGUCGUUGAAGGCGUUGGCUGAGAAGAAGCUGGGUCGCGUGAUCCAAGAUGGUGGGAAGAAGGGCCAUGAUAGUGUUGAGGACGCUGUUGCGGCUAGGGAUUUGAUCCACCACCACAUUUUGGGUCUGAUGCAGAAUGACAAGGAGGAGAGGGAGGAGAAGGCUCGGAAGGAGGCUGAGGAGAAGGCCAAGGAGGCUGCCGAUGAUGGUCCUGAGACAUGGGGAGCUCCGCCCAUGAAUUAUUGUGUUUCCCAUUUUCCCGCGGGCUGGGGCAUUUGAGACACAGGGAAGGAACUUACCUGCUUCAACGUCAAGGUAGUUGCCCUGAAGAAAGCUCAAGUCAUGAUGAACCGGAGUCGUAGAUAGCUGCAAGCGCAGGCGGAGGACAUGGAUGGAUCAAUGCUACCAGGUAGCUUCGCAGGUGAAAACAAAGACAGAACGAUAUUGCCUGUAUGUUAAGAUAUUUGUAUGUCGAG
Messenger RNA from Neurospora tetraspora, 2041 nucleotides. Its product is annotated as ribonuclease H-like domain-containing protein. The transcript is spliced from 3 exons. The record is from RefSeq and is a predicted model, not a curated record. Lineage: Eukaryota; Fungi; Ascomycota; Sordariomycetes; Sordariales; Sordariaceae. The coding region runs from base 384 to 1844 and encodes 486 amino acids. Gene Ontology annotation, molecular function: nucleic acid binding; exonuclease activity. Gene Ontology annotation, cellular component: nucleus.